GGAGCUCGCAGGUUCAGAUUCAAGUGAAGAAAGUGAAGAUGAAUUAGAAAUUGAUCGUGGAGGGAAUGCCAGACAUGACCUAAUGAUGAAAUUAGAGGGAAAGCCAAGAGGUGGAGGUUUUUUCAAACAAGCAAAAAAAUCUUACCCAAUGUUCCCAAUUAAGGAAGAGAAAAUUAAAUGGGAUGAUUAUGGUGAGAUAAUAAAGUUAGAAGAUUAUAUGAUUUUAGAACCAACAAAUCUUGAAGAAGAAAAUAAGGAGAACAAAAUGGAAAAUGAUGACAGUGUUCAAGAUAUUACUGAAUUACCUACCAAAUGCAUAUCAUACAUGCAGACUUUAGACAUUAAAGCUAGUGUACAGUUCAUAGAUUUUGAAGGCCGUUCUGAUAGUGAAUCAAUUAAAAAAAUACUCAGCAUGAUCAAGCCUCGUAGACUUAUAAUUGUUCGUGGACCCCCAGAAGCUACCGAAGCAUUAGCAGCAUAUUGUGUAUCUGGUGUUGUUCAGGGCAAAGUAUUUACACCUCAUCUGUUGGAAAUGGUUGAUGCUACAACAGAAAGUCAUAUUUACCAGGUAAAAUUAAAAGAUUCCUUAGUUAGCUCUUUGGAUUUUGUGAAAUCUAAAGAUGUUGAACUAGCUUGGGUUGAUGGAGAAAUAAUUCUGGAAGAGGAUAUUGAUGAAAUUGUUGCCAAAGAUGCUGAGAAAGAAAAAGAUGAUGAUGAAAUAAAAGAAGAAGCUGCAAUAGAAAGAAUUCCAGUUCUGCAACCACUUCCAGCCAAUCAGAUUAUUGGUCACCCUACAAUUUUUAUUAAUGAAGUGAAACUCUCCGACUUUAAACAAGUUCUGAUGAGGCAUGGCAUUAAUGCUGAAUUCUCUGGUGGAGUAUUAUACUGUAAUGAUGUUGUGGCUCUUCGAAAAAAUGAAUCUGGUCAUAUACACUUUGAAGGCUGCCUGACAGAAGAUUAUUUCAAAGUUAGAGAACUGUUGUAUGAACAGUAUGCAAUCAUUUGAUUUAUAAUUAAGUCAUUUUCAUUGUGAUUACCAUCAUCAUCAAUAUGUUAUGUAUAUAUAUUUUUUUUUAAUUUAUCACAGUUCAAAUUGUGCUGUAAAUAAAUUAUUUUUCAUAUAUGUGUUUUACAGUAUUUGUGACACAUAUUUAAAAAUAAAAAUUUCUCUUCUCAAGUGUUAAU
This is a messenger RNA of Stegodyphus dumicola, 1185 nucleotides long. RefSeq names its product cleavage and polyadenylation specificity factor subunit 2 (gene Cpsf100). Lineage: Eukaryota; Metazoa; Arthropoda; Arachnida; Araneae; Eresidae. The record is from RefSeq and is a predicted model, not a curated record. Gene Ontology annotation, cellular component: mRNA cleavage and polyadenylation specificity factor complex. Gene Ontology annotation, biological process: mRNA 3'-end processing by stem-loop binding and cleavage. Gene Ontology annotation, molecular function: RNA binding.